AUGGAACCCAAGGUGGGGAACUGUUUGCCGAUGCAAACAAAACAAACCCCCAAGUUCGUUAUCGUUGUUUACGCAUUUACCACUCCAAUCAUUCGCUGGAACCAAGCUAGAGCUCCAAUUACAGUCAUGACGACUCCAAGGCCAGCACAUCCUAAACCGCUGGGCUGGUUGGCCCCGUCGCAUCUGACGGUUUUUAUCCGCAACCUGAAACUACUACAGCUUGACCAGCGCGAAGAUUGGCCCGAUAUAACACUCCGCUCAUUGUCGCCGUCGUUGCAAAAUCAGCGGCAGCGAAUUCGCCUUGUAGAAUGGGCUCUCUACUAUCUUUUUACUAUCUAUGACCCAGAGGGAGCUCAAAGUAAACUCCGGCCUUUCUUCCCACCUCUGGAAUCGCUUCAGUCAGUCAAUCUCCGUGCAGCGUUGUUUCGCGUCCUGGCCGAUUUGAAGAAAAAUGGUGAUCUGGGACGAGAAGCCAUUCUCCGCAAAAGUAUGCUGGAUGACUGCAAGGGCGAGAAAUUUGAUGAGCUUCUUGCCAUCUUUUCCACCGCAGUGCUACGUAAGCUGGUCGCGGUAUCCACUUCAGAUAUCGUCAGGAACCCAGCCAUGAGUAUGGCAACCGCCACUGAGAUUACGCCGACAGAUUACCAGAACAUGGUGCCUCUUAUUCUUACGCAUCAAGUAUCUCUCAAUGCGGUGGGGACACGCCGUGCCUGUGUACAGACGACCUAUGACGAGUUCUCGCAGCUACUGGAUAGCAAAAAAUCUGAGCUGACAGUGCGGGAAAAUAUGGUGUCGGGGCAUCACAAUGACUACAACGAGGCCAGCACGGCGGAGAGACUGGCUGGUGAGCUUCGAACAAACUGGCUGGGAAGCGAGGAGUGGGCGACAGCACUACUGAAUGGUGGAUCACAGAGCAGCACGGAUAAGUUCUUGGAGCUUCCUUUCUCGCGGGCCUUGGCUCGCGCGAAAGAAUCAACCGUUGAUGCUCUUGGAGGAGGCGCCAAGGAAGACCUUGUCAUUGACUUGGAAGCACGAGUUCUGCGGUUACGGAGUCGGCUACGCAGAUGGCAUGAAUUCAAUGAUUCAAUUCGAAAGGAGCGUGACAAUAGCGGGAUCUCAGAGGAGAGGAAGCCUCAAGAGCCUCGUCUACGGUUCCGGGACCACCAAUCGUUGACCGUGGCAAGUAUAUCUAAAGCUGUUCGACAGUCCGCGGAACGAGGGAAAGUUCUUCGAGAUGCAGAUCAAUCAUUUUUGGCAUCUGUUCAUGACGCUAUCAGCCAAAUAAAUGGUACAACCCGUGUCAGGGCUGGACACGAUGUGCACAUUGAAGCACCGAAAGCGAAGUCAAUACCUCUACCUGCAACGACCCCCGAAAGCCCACCUUCACCAGCAAUCAGUAUCCCUGAAAUUCCCAAAAUCCCCAGUCUCCCCGAUGAUCCCCAGAAGCUGAGCCCGAUCCCCGCAGCAGCCCCAAACCCCUCUAUCCCGGAGUUUCUUCUCUCUCCCGGCCAAGAUUUCGAAGAAGACAAGCAAACAGACCCAGAGCCAGAACCUAUCAAACCAACCACUUCCUCGAACUCCAGUAUUGUCGAGCGUACCCGUAAAUCAAUGUCUCUCCUGCCACCACCUUCAUCAUAUGAAGCUCAGGCGCGGCCUCGCCGCCGUGGCCCGCGCCCAUCUUUCCCCACAAACCAAUUUGAGACACCUCGGAAGCUGUCUGGUCCACUAGAACGAUCGGGUGCAUCUACGCCUCAUGAUAAACUGUUUGAAGAGGAUGCGGAGUACUCCAGUGUGUUCAAGUCUCGGCCGCGCGUGGCUCUGAGUCCGAUCUCGUCACCGGCAGUUCAUGUAAGUCUGUCCGACGAAAGCGAAGAUUUCGAGCUGGAUCAGGAUAACUCUGAGUGGGAUGUGGAUUCGCCGCUAGCUGCCCCGCGGUUCAGAGCUUAA
This is a messenger RNA of Penicillium taxi, 1947 nucleotides long. RefSeq lists its product as uncharacterized. Gene Ontology annotation, biological process: spindle assembly. Gene Ontology annotation, cellular component: HAUS complex; mitotic spindle microtubule. The transcript is spliced from 2 exons. The coding region runs from base 1 to 1947 and encodes 648 amino acids. Gene Ontology annotation, molecular function: microtubule binding. Lineage: Eukaryota; Fungi; Ascomycota; Eurotiomycetes; Eurotiales; Aspergillaceae. The record is from RefSeq and is a predicted model, not a curated record.